CCCAAACACUUCCCCGCACAUGUCAUUGGGCCCUGUCCCUAAUUCCGGUAUAUUAGCAGAGUUUGACAUGUAGCGCUGCUGUCAAGGAUUUUUUCCUUGCUCGCUGGAGCAGUGCGGUAUAAGUAAGUACUCCUCCCUGAAAACCCCUUCCUUUCUCACAUAUCUAUGCCAGAGGAGCUGGCAAAUCCAUCAGCUUUGCUUUGGCUGUCAGGUAGCAGGUUGGAGAAGGAAAUGAGAAAUGCGCGGAGAACAGAUACUCGUUUUUUUUUUUUUUUUCAGUCACAGUCAGUGUGUUGAUGGCCAUGGGAUGUAAUUUUUGCCACAUCUGUUGUGAUUCCAUCUUCACAUAAGCUCACCAGGAUGUUUUCAGUCUUGGAAUCCAAAAUGGAUUCAUCAGAGAUAUACAGUGUGAGUCAAACAGCCUCUGUCUUUCUGUCUGGAGGACAUUCUUUUUUUCUUUCUGCUCUCACAGAAAAGCACCUCACAAAGUCUUAACUUUCCUUGCUGUUGGUAUGUGGCACCUGUAAAAUCAUCUGAAAAGCACCUUUUGCUAAGAUUAGGUUUCACAGCUGUCGUGCGGAAAGGUGAACGUUUAAUUUGAAGUCCUAGCAGUGAUAUCCACAGCCAUGGCCAUACUAUACAUAACUUCUUCUGAAGCUUUUGAAGGAAUAUACAGUCAUAUAUAAUUCCGCUGCUGGCCAGACCUCAGAUCAAUAAAACUCUCACCUUCCAGGGCUCUGUGAAAUAUAUUUGAAAACAAAAAAAAAUAUUUGAAGAAAUUUAUCCUCGUCAUUCACAUGACAUCUGAGUAGUCUGGGAAGCCAUUGAGUACAUACAGCUGCCAAAGCAAAUAAGCAUGAGGUGUUACUGUUUUUUUUUCUUCACGAGCCACAGCUUUCCGUCCAGCCUGUGAAUCGCCUUUGCUGCACCUGAAGAUUUUGUGCAUUGUUUGGCCCUGACAAAAAAAGAAAAAAAAAGAGUACAAGACACUUUUAGCAGGCACCCCAUAUGAACACCUUUCUCAUCUGCAGUGUUUUGCAUCAAUGAGUUUCCAAGAUAUUGUAUUAUAAUCUGAUGAGUGUCUCAGAUACAGUGUGGCCCACGUCCUUGUGAGAUGAGAAAUCCUGUAUUCUUAUCAGGGUGAGUCAGGGAUCAGGCAGCCUGAUGGCGAGGAUUUCACCUAUUUCAACUGAGACGCACUGAGAAGGUGGAGAUAGUACAAAAUAUUCAGCUAUCACGGGUGAUUUUUUUCUGGGAGGGUUCAUGCAGGAUCAGUUUAGCAUUAUGUUUCUGAGUGCAGGCCGUGUCUUAGUCCUCCUAAAGAGAUUAAGUGUGAAGUGGUGCGCGGUUACAUAAGCACUUAUUAAUUCUGGCAGAAUGACACCUCUGUAGAUCCGUGAGGUAGUGGCCUUUUUUAUUUCAUAGGUAUCAAAAUCUCUCUAACACUUUCAAGAAAUAUGGGUCAAAUUUAUAUCACAGAUUUUCCGGUCCAUAUGAUGAUUGAGGACAUAUAUAUAGUCUUAUUAUUCUUAUAUAUAAUUACUUGACUGGAGAUGAAGUCUUGGUGAGAUGGGGUUCUUCCAGUUCCAGUGUUGAGGAGCAGCAGUGCAUCAGUCUUAAAAAAAUAGAUUUUGAUUACAACAUAAACAGCAUUUCAACAAUCUUUGUAAUUUAGCCUUCAAUUAUAUUGACAUAGAGUUUUAUUGUACUGCCCUGAACACUUUAUUAGAUCACUCAGUCAUACCAGUCUCUUUCAGUCAGUCACCAAGUUGAACUUUUGACCGUGCGCAGACUGAAACAUUCCUACUGUGGCUGCGCUCGCUGAGGCAGGGCAGUGAAACUGAAGAUAAAAUCGUCGGAGAGGCUUAGUGUGUCGCAGAGCGGCAGCCGUCAGGAGCUGCUGUAGGCCGUGCAGUGGAGGUGAGUGUGUGCGCAGCGGGCCGGAGCCAGGAUGUGGAGUGAGAGACAGGGGGCCGACCAGGUCGAGAGACAGCUUCGUCUCCCACCUCUGCCUCUGCCUCCAGCCAACCAAAGGGUCAGACGUCUUAAGCCUCAGCUUUUCUUCAGACGGGCGCUGUCCCACAUUUUUUGGGGGUGUUUGAAGUGAUAACUUGUCUAACCUCAUUGUUGUGUCUAAAUAUAGACAACAACGCUCAAAUAAAUAAAUUAGAUGCACCGAUCACGAAUCACCUAUUGUCACUGGUGAAUAUUUCCAUUUAUGAAACCUUAUUGGAGACCCAGUUUCUACCGCAUAUCUCAUGUGCAAGAGUCUUUAUCUGUUGCAAAUCUCAUGUGCAAGAUGCUUUAUCUGUUGCAAAUCUCAUGUGCAAGAGUCUUUAUCUGUUGCAUAUCUCAUGUGCAAGAUGCUUUAUCUGUUGUAAAUCCCAUGUGCGAGAUGCAAGCAUUUAUUUCAGCAGUAGCCACACAUAGCCAGCUAGAAUGUAAUUUGGUUCGCGCUACAUGGUUCUAUUCUGCCAGUUGGAAAUAUGAUUGUUUGAAUGUUAAUUGUGUUUUUCAGGUCUUUUACUCCGAAACGAGAGGUGGUCGGACUGUUGGAAAUGGAGCCACGUUGGAUGUUCCCCUCAGCCUGGACAUGUUGACCACUGGCCAGAUUGAUGGACAAGCCAGUUUUGAUGUGGCUCUUGCCAACCUGAGAGUGGCCACCCAGUACCGAGUUAGUGUUGGGGCCUAUGGGUGGGCCGGUGAGGGCCGUCCCAGCAUGCCACGGGAUGUCGGCACUGCUUCUCAUGAGAUGUGUAUGCCUCCCUCUCCCCCGACACAGCCUCGUGUCGUAGCGGUGUCCGACACCGAGCUGGCAUUGUCAUGGCAACAGGGCGAGAGCGAAGGGAGUGCCCCAGUGCUGCACUUUCUCGUGGCUUACAUCAGGCCAGAGAUGGACACAGAGUGGACUUACAUCCGAGAGCCGGUGGAAUCCAACUCCAUGGUACUGAAGGGCCUCUUCCCAGACGCAGAGUACCAGUUUGUGGUGCGGGCUGUCAACAUCCAUGGAGCGAGCCCUCCCAGCACCAUCAAUAAUCCGGUGCGGACCCUUGGUUCAGAAGAUGUUGGCAGUGGAGACUAUGGUCAGCGCUACAUAACUAACACAAAGGUAAAGGAUGAAGAUGUCUUUGAUGUGGAUGACUCCGACUAUGACGUUUUCAUUGAGGAGCUCAAAAAGUUUCCAGCCAUCACCGGCGAUAACAGGAGAUCCCAGUUGAGGUCCAGAACUGGAGUACCGGGUCCCGGAAACGUCAUUUUCAGGCUGGGCCCAAAGUCCUCUACCACCACCCUCCCUGUGCCUGUGUGGGCCACCUCCGUCUUCGACACGGUCAGCCCCCCAGUCACCACCUUCACCACCACUCUCGCCUCCUUCACCGGCGGCCUCUUCCCCAACCCCUCCACCAAGGCCAUGCCCAGCACCAGCACCAGCACCAGCACCAGCACCACAUUCAUCCCCACCCCGGCCCCCACCCCUGCUGCGCCCACACCCUCUCGGCCCAUGACCCCGUGGAAGGGCGACGUGCCGCGGCUGUACGACCUGUCGUGCGAGGAUACAGUGUGCCCGUCCGACAGCUUCUGCCUGAACGACUACGACAGCGGAGGCUCGCGCUGCCACUGCAGUCUGGGUCGUGAGGGAGACACCUGCUCCGAGGGUGUGACAGUGCAGUUCCCUAAGUUUUAUGGCUACUCGCACGUGACCUUUGAACCCCUGAAGAACUCUUACCAGACAUUUCAGAUGACUGUGCAGUUCAAGGCUGAUUCUGAGGAUGGACUACUGCUGUACUGUGGGGAGAAUGAGCAUGGCCGAGGAGACUUCACCUCUCUGUCCUUGGUCCGGGGUAAACUGCACUACAGGUUUAACUGCGGCACAGGUAUGGCCCAGAUCAUGAGUGAGAGCAGGGUGGUGCUGGGACAGUGGCACAUCGUCACCAUCUUCAGGGACGGCAUGACUGGCUGGCUCAGAAUGGACAACGACACCCCGGUCUCUGGACGGUCACCGGGCCAGUACACCAAGAUCACCUUCCGCACCCCGCUGUACCUGGGCGGGGCCCCCAGCGUCUACUGGUUGGUGAGGGCAGUGGGCACCAACCGCGGCUUCCAGGGCUGCAUCCAGUCCCUCAACGUUAACGGCAAGCUGGUGGACCUUCGGCCCUGGCCCCUGGGCAGCGCCCUGAGCGGAGCGGAUGUGGGCGAAUGUAGCGACGGCGUGUGCGACAAGGUCACCUGUGCCAACGGCGGGCUGUGUUUCGCCAACCGCGCAGAUGGCUUCAUCUGCCUGUGCCCGCUUGGCUUCAGAGGCCAGCUCUGCGAGGAGAGUUUCCUGCUGUCUCUGCCCCUGUUCAACGAGACCAUGCGCUCGUACGCCAGCGCCCCCUGGCCCCAGUCCCUCCACAGCUACCUGUCCUUCAUGGAGUUUGAGAUCGUCUUCCAGCCGGCCAGCCCUGACGGCACACUGCUCUACAGCGACGACAUUGGCAGCCGCGACUUCCUGUCCAUCAACCUGGUGGACGGGUUUGUGGAGUUCCGCUUCGACUGUGGCUCCGGGGCGACCGUCAUUAGGAGUGAAGAGGCCAUUGGCAUGAGCUCCUGGCACGAGGUGCGUGUGUCCCGCACGGCGAAGAGUGGCAUCCUCCAAGUAGACAACCAAAGACCCACUGAGGGCAAAGCAGAGGGAGCCUUCACUCAGAUCAAGUGCAGCUCUCCGCUCUACAUGGGAGGCGUCCCCGACUACACCAUCACCAAGAGCAGCGCCGCCGUGAGGCGCCCCUUCAGUGGCACCCUUCAGAAGAUCGUGCUGAAUGACCGCAACAUCCCCCUGACCAAGGACUUUACCUUUGGCGUGAACGUGGAGAAUGCGGCCCACCCGUGCAUGGACAGCCCCUGUGCCAACGGCGGGACGUGUCGGCCCAAGUGGGACAGCUACGAGUGUGACUGUGCUCUGGGCUAUGAUGGCAAACACUGUCAGAAGGAAUGUGGGAAUUAUUGCUUGAACACUGUGACUGAGGCAAUUGAAAUACCCCAGUUCACGGGCCGCAGCUAUCUGACCUACGACAGCCGAGAUAUCCUAAAAAGGGUGUCUGGUGUCAGGACCAAUAUGUUCAUGCGCUUUAAGAGCACGUCCAAAGACGGCCUGCUGCUGUGGCGCGGAGACGUGAGGCCCAACAGCGACUACCUUGCUCUGGGCCUGCAGGACGGUGCACUGGUCUUCAGCUAUAACCUUGGAAGUGGCCCAACAUCUGUUGUGCUCAAUGGAACCUUCAACGAUGGCAGAUGGCACAGAGUGAAAGCAGUCAGGGACGCUCAGUUUGGGAAACUGACAGUGGACGACUAUGGCGCUAAGACUGGGAGGUCUCCCGGGAAAAUGAGGCAGCUCAAUAUCAAUGGGGUCUUGUAUGUCGGGGGGAUGAAGGAGAUCGCCCUGCACACCAACAGGCAGUACAUGCGCGGGCUGGUGGGCUGCGUCUCACACUUCACCCUCUCCACCGACUACCACAUAGCCUUGGUGGAGGACGCCACCGACGGGAAGAACAUCAACACCUGCACCAACUGAAAAUUGCUCUGAUACCCAGCCCCCUCCCCCCCCACCUCCCUCCCCUAUCCCGACACCGUCCUCACCAAUGGAAGAGCCAGAGCAGCUGUGCCGAUGCUGCCAUCCAAAGCUAGGGCCAAAACAGCAAACAAAAAACAGCAACAAAUAACAAAUGAAUAAACUUUCAGCGCAGGACAGCUGAAGCACUCACUGCCUCCUCUUGCAGAAGAGAAGUCAGAACUAUGAGGGACAGUUUCUUGGGAUUGAUUGAUUGAUUGUAUUUAUGCCGAUUAAUUUAUUUUUUAUGUAUGUCCAUACUAACUUAAUAAAAAGAGAGAAAAAGACAUGCAGCAAUGCAAGACGUUUUUGGCGAUGAUGGAGAUGAAGGUGAUGUAGAUGAUGUAAGAGAUAGAUGAGGGAAGUCUGUGGAAUGGGCAUUCUAGAAUAUUCUUUUUCUUUUCUUUUUUUUGUACAAAUGGAAUUCUUUGAAUGCAACAGUCUUUGUGUUUUAGCUCUCUCUGUUCUCUUCUCCCAUGUCUGUUACGAGGUCUUCACUGUUAAUUGUUCAUAGGCUGCUAGCUGUGGAACUGAAAGGAUGUCUCUCUUCAUGACUACAAAUCUACCAUUUUCUUUCCUGUUCCUCUUGUAAUGUUUCUGUCCUCAAUUUAAUAAUAUUAUUAUUAUAAGUUUUUUUUAUUGAGUGUUGAAUUUUUGCGACCUUUUUUUUUGUAGAGAAUUAUCUUUAUGUGUGGGAGUUAUUCAUUCCUUUUUUCAUUGUCUGCCUUGCUGCUCAAAAAAGCCUGUAUUUCUCUGCCAGAGAACGUGGCUUAUGUUAAAAACAAAUGAAUUUCUUCCUCUCAUCAGAAGGUUUUUGUGUUUUGUUUUGUUAUACAGUGUGCAACCUCUUCCUGAAGUGUCUAGUGUUGCCCCAGUAACAGAGGAAUGCUAUUGUGAAACGCCUACUGAAUUAAAUCAAUCAACUUGUCUAUUUUAUGUCACUGUAAAAGCAACCUGAGUCAGCUGACACACAUCAUCACACAAACCAGCUGUGUCAUUAUUAGCAUGAAAAGCAUUUUUUACUCCUGAAGACGGCGAGAAAGUAAGCAUAGCACUCGGAUUGGCCACUGUAUGUUAAUUAAAAGCGAAUGGGGGCUGCUGUUCUGUCACCUAUAAUAUCAGAAGCACAGAUCGAUAAGUACAGUCUGUCCAUGCCUAGGGCCCGGGGUGCCUGCCUGAGCACAGAGAGACAGUUAUACAUAUAGUAUAAAUACCCCCUAUAAACAAAUACCACUACACAUUAAACAUUAUUUUCACCAAGCACACCUGAUACAGACAGUGGCUUAAGACACUCAUUGGUAGUAGUAGCAGCGGUUCUGGCAGCAGUAGUUGUGCAGUGCCAGUAGCUGUGUUGGGAUGGCAUAAUAUACACCAUUUGUGCAGAGGGUGGUUAAGGUCAGUUUACAGUGGCGGUUUGGUUUAAAGUGACAGUGCGCUUUAGUCAUUCAGGAGAGGAGUGUGUGGAUGGUCUGGAUGUUCAGGCUGUUGAGGAACCUCACAGCCUGCGGACUGAAACUGUUGCAUAGUCUAAUGGAGGCUGCAUGGAUGCCCUGAUGCCUCCUGCCAGAGGGUUGAAGGGGGAAGUGGGGGUGGGAAGGGGGGAUGGGCUCCUUCAUGAUGCUGAGGGCCUUCUGGGUGCACCGUGGCCUGGAUGGAUGGGAGAGCAGUUCCUAUGAUCGUUCCACUUGUGUUCACUAUCCGCUGGAGGGACUUCUGGUCAGAGGCCUUGUAGUUUCCAUGCCAUGUCAGCUGGUGCCUCUGUACAAUGUAAUAAGGACGGAUGGGGGAGAGUUAGCUUCAAGCGCUGCAGGGAGUGGAGCCGCCGCUGAGCUUUCUUGAAGAGUGCAGUGACACGUGAAGACCAGGAGAGGUCCUCUGUGAUGUGCACCCCCAGGAACUUGGCACAAUGCUGACUCUCUCUCUCUCUACAUCCGUACCAUCGAUGGUCAGGGGGGUGUGGUGGCCGCUGGUUUUCUGAAGCCGAUGAAGUUUGAAGGUUGUUGACUUUGCACCACGUCGCCAAUGGGUCCACCUCCGCUCUGUGAUGGUGAUUCAGCAUUGCCGCUGAUGAGGCCCACCACCGCAGUGUCACCAGGAAAAACUUGAUGAUGAGGUUGGAGGUGGAUGAUGCCGUCCUGUGUCAGCAGAGUGAACAGGAGGGGACUGAGCACGCAGCCCUAUUAAGUGUGUGCUCAGCAUGAGAGUACAGAGAAAGUACUUUUCAUUCUGUGCAUUAAGUAUGCACUCAAAUAUGAUCAUAUAUACCUAUUUAUUGGUGUGGUAAAACUGCCGGCAAGUGAUUAAUGUGAUUGAAAACUUGGAAUUCCCAUAAAAUAUAUCCCAAAGGCA
Molecule: messenger RNA, 7936 nt
Organism: Clupea harengus (Atlantic herring)
Lineage: Eukaryota; Metazoa; Chordata; Actinopteri; Clupeiformes; Clupeidae
Gene: egflam
Product: EGF like, fibronectin type III and laminin G domains
Molecular function (GO): protein binding; calcium ion binding
Source: RefSeq, a predicted model, not a curated record